AUGCUAUUUUCCAAGUCGUUGGCGCCUUUGCUGGCUGCUCUUCCUGCCGCAUUUGCUUGCAAUGGAUACACUGGUGGCGUCCCAGUUCCUACCAAGACUGUGACUAGCAGCAAGGUUAUCGAAGUCAAAGCCGGUCAAACUUAUGACGGUGGCUGGGCCAAGUAUGAUCGUGGCUCUGGCGCUUGCAAUGAACAAGCAGAGGGCGGUGACGCCGAUGCCGUCUUCCUCCUCCGUUCCGGAGCUACACUCAAGAAUGCCAUCAUCGGUAAGAAUCAAGCCGAAGGCGUUCACUGUGACGGUCCGUGUACGCUUGAGUUUGUAUGGUUCGAAGAUGUCUGUGAGGAUGCCAUCACCGUCAAAAAUGACGUGGCUGGCCAGCACUCCUGGAUUAUUGGAGGUGGCGCCUAUCAUGCCUCCGAUAAGGUGGUGCAACAUAAUGGCUGUGGAACCGUGAAUAUCAUCAACUUCUACGUCGAAGAUUAUGGAAAGCUCUACCGAUCAUGUGGCAACUGCAGCAAGCAAUGCAAGCGAAACGUCUACAUCGAAGGAGUCACAGCCGUGAAUGGUGGCGAGCUUGCGGGUAUCAACUCCAACUACGGCGACACCGCUACUCUCAAGAACGUCUGCUCCGACGCCAAGGUCAAGUGCCAAAUGUACAAUGGCUGCGCUGGAGGUUGCGAGCCCACCAAAUCUGGUGUCUGCUCCGGUUAA
Phaeoacremonium minimum UCRPA7 is the source of this 711-nucleotide messenger RNA. RefSeq names its product putative pectate lyase protein. Gene Ontology annotation, cellular component: extracellular region. Lineage: Eukaryota; Fungi; Ascomycota; Sordariomycetes; Togniniales; Togniniaceae. The record is from RefSeq and is a predicted model, not a curated record. The coding region runs from base 1 to 711 and encodes 236 amino acids. Gene Ontology annotation, molecular function: pectate lyase activity. Gene Ontology annotation, biological process: pectin catabolic process. The transcript has 5 exons.